Molecule: messenger RNA, 4250 nt
Organism: Trematosphaeria pertusa
Lineage: Eukaryota; Fungi; Ascomycota; Dothideomycetes; Pleosporales; Trematosphaeriaceae
Product: oxysterol binding protein 1
Exons: 6
Coding region: 123-3902 (1259 amino acids)
Biological process (GO): exocytosis; maintenance of cell polarity; endocytosis
Cellular component (GO): cytosol; intracellular membrane-bounded organelle; nuclear envelope
Molecular function (GO): protein binding; sterol binding
Source: RefSeq, a predicted model, not a curated record
CUCCCCGUCCCCGUUUUGUACUCUGCUUGUCCUCUUGAUGUCCGCCUCCUUCACUCGUCGCGCCCCGCUGCCGCCCAUACAUUUACCCACGCCCGCCGCUCUUGGCCACUGACGCCGGCGCCAUGGAAGGGCACAAGCGCACCAAGUCCGCCAGCGUGAAGAACCUCCUCUCGCGCGUCUCCUCCAAGACCGACGUCACCGAUCCCAACGACGCGAGCAGCCUUCCGCCCAGCUCGUCAGCCACGUCCCUCAGCUCGCAGCACAUCUCCAACCCGCACCCGCACUCCCAUGCACACUCGCAUAGCCACCAUCGCAGCGCCUCGACCAAGCACCGCCCGCACCUCUCCGCCAGCAUGUCCAAUGCCAUCUCGCAGGACAGCCCCACGCCCUCGUCGCCGAGCCACAAUACCUCGCCGCUCUCGCCCACGCCCAAGGGCGCCUCCAUAGAGCAGUCCGUGAAGCUGUUCCGCGUCUUCGAGUCGCUGCGCAAUGGCGACACCGCCGCUAUCUCCAAGGCAAUCAGGGAGCAGGCAGCGCCGGCCGACAGCGACCAGAGCACCUCCUCGCUGUCCCUCCCCACCCGCACCGAGGGGACCUCGAUCCUGCACCUGGCCAUUCAAUGCGCCGAGGUGCCUGUGAUCGAAUUUGUGCUCUCCAAUGCGACGCCUUCGCCCGACUCCGUCAUCGACAUUAAUGGCCGCGACCGAGACGGCAACACGCCCCUCCAUCUCGCAGCAACCCUCGGCCGCGCGCCCGUUGUGCGCAUGCUGCUCGACCAGCAGGGCAUCAAUGACUCCAUCACCAAUUACAAUGGCCAGACGCCGCUGGACCUCGCCCGCACACCGGACAUUUUCCAGCAGCUGCAGCUUGCACGCUCGAUAUUCAUCGACACCAAUGUGCGGAAGAUACAACAGCUGAUGGUCACGGCGGACAUGGCAGCUCUGGAGAAGCUGCUGCAGGACCCGCGCAUCAAGAGCACCCUGGAUGUGAAUGGCGGAGAAUUGGCGACCGACCCUGUCGUCCAAGACGCUGGGGGCACCCUUUUACAUGAGGCGGCGAAGAAGAGGGAUGUAAAACUGGCGCAGCUGCUACUGCUCAACGGAGCUGAUCCAUUUCGCCGAGAUCGCAAGGGAAAGCUGCCCCAAGAUUACACCAAGGACGAUCGCACCCGCGCCAUCUUGAAGCGCUCGCCGGCCGCGGCGGCAGCCCAGAGGGGCAUCCAGGAGAAGACGAUCCUUGCUGGAGCCGCAUCGCAAGCUGGAGCAGCACAGGACAGUGGCAUGGGCGCAAAGGAGUCGCGCGAGAUGAAGGGCUACCUCAAGAAGUGGACCAACUACACGAGCGGAUACAAGCUACGGUGGUUCGUUCUUGAGGACGGCGUGCUCAGCUACUACAAGCAUCAAGACGACACAGGAUCGGCGUGCCGUGGCGCCAUCAACAUGCGAAUAGCGAAGCUGUACAUGGACCCCCAAGACAAGCAGCGCUUUGAGAUCCAGGGAAAGUCAUCUGUCAAGUACCACCUAAAGGCUAACCACCAGGUCGAAGCCAAGCGAUGGUACUGGGCCUUGAAUAACGCCAUCCAGUGGGCCAAAGAUGAAGCGCGCGAAGAAGAGAAACGACACACCCGAGAUCAGGAGGCUUUGAAACAGGCCAAAAUGGAGCAGCUGGACAAACGAACAUCCAAAGACGGAGAUUCAACCAGCCUCGCUAGCUCAAAGAUUGCGAGCACGAAGAAUCUCGUUCCUUCUACGUCCCUGGGUGUUCCUUUAACGAGCCAGGAUGCGGCAUCACGGUCCGGCGUAAGCAUGACCGAAGAUCCCGAUAGCAACUACGAGCCUAGUGUAGCUGGAAACGAGCUUGGGAAAAUGGUCAGCAACGUGGGGACUGCUACAGUCGAAGGCGACGUAGACGACGACGAGGAAUAUGGCGACGACGCUAGCAGCCACGAAUUGCGGCCGGCAAACAAGGACGCGUUUAAUAUCACUGCGCAGUCAGCCAAACUCCAGCUCGAUCUCCUCGCCCAGGUCUCGACAGCCUUGCAGUCAGAGAAGACGAAGAAUCCGACGCUGCAGAUAUCGGAUCCCAUGAUGCUCCAGGCCCUCUCGUCGUACGAAUCCGCUGUCGGUAACCUUAAGGGGCUUAUCGGCGAUCUCUUACGGAUAUCCAGGGAUCGCGAUGCCUAUUGGCAGUAUCGACUAGAUCGAGAAGCCAACGUCCGCCGCAUGUGGGAGGAGAGCAUGGCGAAGGUAGCCAGGGAGCAGGAGGAAUUGGAAAAUCGCAUCGGGGAGUCGGAGCUGAAGCGACGGAAGACGAAACGCGCGCUCCGUGAAGCACUGGAGGAGUACGAAUUGGGCGAGCACAAGCCAUCUCGAGAUGAAGAUGAGUUUGUUGAGGCAGAGGAAAAGAAUGAACCGGGCCUCGGACCGCAGCCUAGUUUCUCGUCCCAGGCGCUGCGGAGAAAGGCUACGUUUGCCAACAUUGCGGCGGAUAUCUCUGAGUCUGAAUCCGAGGACGACGAGGAGUUCUUCGAUGCUGUUGGCGCCGGCGAGGUUGAAGUUGUUGAGAUGCCUGUUGCUAGCCCGGGCAUGGAACCUACGGAAAUGCCGCCAGCGUAUGGAGAUCUUUUCGAGAGCAAGCACGCGGAAAUUGCCACCGGUUUUGUCGGAUACGAGGAAGGAAUCCGGAAAAAGCUUGGCAUGGAUGAGGACAACAGACCAAAGAUUUCACUCUGGGCAAUCCUCAAAUCCAUGAUCGGCAAAGACAUGACUAAAAUGACUUUGCCCGUAUCCUUCAACGAGCCUACUUCGCUUCUCCAGCGUGUGGCAGAAGACAUGGAGUACACCGACCUCCUCGAUACUGCCGCCGAACGCAGCGACUCCACUGAGCGUCUCCUGUAUGUUGCUGCAUUUGCCGCGUCUGAAUACGCUUCGACCAUUGGACGUGUAGCGAAGCCCUUCAAUCCUCUACUAGGCGAAACUUACGAAUACGCACGGCCGGACAAGGGAUACCGUUUCUUCAUCGAGCAAGUUAGCCAUCACCCACCCAUUGGCGCCGCCUACUCCGAGUCCAAAAAGUGGGAUUACUACGGCGAAUCGGCAGUGAAAUCGAAAUUCUACGGCAAAUCCUUCGACAUUAACCCUCUUGGAACAUGGUUCCUCCGCCUCCGUCCCACGGCAACAGGCGGCAAAGAAGAACUCUACACCUGGAAGAAAGUCACGUCCUCCGUCAUCGGCAUCAUCACGGGCAACCCCACCGUUGACAACUACGGUCUCAUGGAAAUCAAGAACUGGACCACCGGCGAGGUAUGCCAGCUUGACUUUAAGCCUCGGGGAUGGAAAGCUAGCUCCGCGUACCAGGUCAUUGGGAAAGUGCUGGAUGCGGAGGCUAGAGUGCGAUGGAGUGUCGGUGGCCGCUGGAAUGAUAAGAUUUACGCUAGACUCACGCCUGGCUUCGAAGACGCGGAAAUUGAUAAAGGAGGCUCGAAACACAUCAAGCACGACGACAACAAGGCCUUCCUCGUCUGGCAAGCGCACGAGCGCCCCACCGGCAUUCCAUUCAACCUCACACCCUUCGUCGUCACACUCAACGCGAUCACUGAUUCUCUGCGCCCCGUUGUUGCGCCCACGGAUACCCGCUUACGACCCGAUCAGCGCGCGAUGGAGGACGGCGAGUACGACCUCGCAGCGACGGAGAAGAAUAGGGUUGAGGAGAAACAGCGGAAGACGAGGCGGGAGCGCGAGGCUCGAGGCGAAGAGUUCAUUCCUAGGUGGUUUAGCAAGGGCAGGUGCGAGACGACCGGAGAGGAGUUUUGGGUGUUUAAUCACGAAUAUUGGAAGGUGAGGAGUGAGGUUGCGACGGGAAAGGCUAAUUGGCGGGAACAGGGGCUGGAGGAUAUCUUUUAAGUGAGCAAAAACCCUCUUCAACAGUUCCUGGAGGCUGGAGAUUUGUGAAUUCGAUGUGCCAUUCCAGUGUUAGCGUAUAUAUGUGUAAUGAUGCGAUUGCAUAUUCUUCCUGUUCAUUUGUUGGCCUAGCAUUUGCUUUUCCUUGUGGCGAAGGGUGUCAAGUCAUUGUAAGAAAGCUUCGGUCUACCAAUAUGCGCAGGGGACUUUGGUGAGCCUCGGUGUGUGCGGCGCGUCAAUGUGGCACAAAGCCUGAAUGCGCCCUCUCGAGCAACAUUCUGUUCCCUGCCUUUCGCUUUCUUGCUUCGUCCCCAACCUUUGCGGAGGAAUCUUCGCAAUAGUCACCCAAUC